Cyprinus carpio (common carp) is the source of this 1238-nucleotide messenger RNA. RefSeq names its product glycogenin-1-like. The record is from RefSeq and is a predicted model, not a curated record. Gene Ontology annotation, molecular function: glycosyltransferase activity. Gene Ontology annotation, cellular component: cytoplasm. Lineage: Eukaryota; Metazoa; Chordata; Actinopteri; Cypriniformes; Cyprinidae.
GUUAGUGAGGGGGCGUGUCUGUUGUCAGGGGUCAUGUGACCAUGAAAGUCAUGUCACUAGUAUAAAUCCUCUGACAGACGACGUACUGCUUCUCUCCAGCGUUUCUCACGGAGGCCUUGUAUCCGGUUUGGUCUGGCUGUUACGUGAGCCAUGGCAGACCAGGCUUUUGUCACCCUUGCGACAACUGAUAAUUAUGCCAAAGGAGCAAUGGUACUUGGCAGGUCCUUGAGGAACCACAACACAUCGAGGAAACUAGUGGCCCUGAUUGGCCCCCAUGUCUCUGAACCCUCCAGAGCAGUGCUUCGUAAGGUCUAUGAUGACGUCAGGCUGGUGGACGUGCUGGACAGUGGGGAUGCUGCACACUUGGCCAUGAUGAAGAGACCUGACCUGGGCGUCACCUUCACCAAACUUCACUGCUGGACUCUUACAGAAUACUCCAAAUGUGUGUUUAUGGAUGCAGAUACUCUAGUUUUGUCUAACAUAGAUGAGUUAUUUGAUCGAGAGGAGCUCUCUGCCGCACCAGAUCCCGGCUGGCCUGAUUGCUUCAACUCUGGUGUGUUCGUCUUCCGUCCCUCCAACGAGACUUAUGAGAAGCUUCUCACCACCUGCUCAGAGAAUGGCAGCUUUGAUGGUGGGGAUCAGGGCGUUCUCAACAGCUACUUCAGCGAUUGGGCAACGGCAGAUAUUUCAAAACACCUUCCCUUUAUUUACAACCUCAGCAGCAUUGCCAUCUACACCUAUCUCCCAGCAUUCAAGCAAUACGGCCGUGAUGCCAAGGUGGUUCAUUUCCUUGGCAAAGUCAAACCGUGGGAUUACAGUUAUGACACAACAAGCAAAACGUUAAAGGGCCAGUCACAGGAUGCAUCUGACAUGCACCCAAACUUCUUGCUGCAAUGGUGGGAGCUUUUCUCUUCUUCAGUAUUGGUCCUCAUGAAGGAGGAAUAUGGUGACCAGCCCUUCCAUUCCGGAUGCACAGAGAGUGAUAUUAACGUUGAUGUGGCUCAGAUGCACAUAUCCCAUCAUCCCCCUCCACCUCCGGUGUCGUCUCAGGAGCGCAAACAGAAGUGGGAACAGGGCCAAGCUGACUACAUGGGAGUGGACUCUUUUGAGAACAUAGAGAAAAAGCUAGAUUCCUUCCUAAAGUGAGUCUUGUAGGAACGGAUCAUUGGGUCUAGUUUUGUACUAGGGUACUUGUAGGCCAUGAAAUAACAUUAAAAAAAAACAAAAUGUAAAAAAAA